CCUCGGUUUCUCGACAUCAUAUUUACGAACCGGGAGGCCUCUUUGAUACAAAACCGCUCAACCUCCACCCUUCGCGCUGUUCUUCGCUGCGAGUACAGCGAAGAAGAUAGAUGCCUGCUAACAGAAGCUGAACUCUGAUCUCUCCUUUUUUUAGAUCCUACCUGGAUCUCUAGUGUUCGUGGUUCUGGAUCUGUGAUUUCCUUGAUACGCCUUCGAUCAGGGAUCUCUUCUCGUCAAUUCGUCAGCAAAAAUGCCUCUCAGACUCGAAAUCAAGAGAAAACUUGCUCAAAGAUCCGAAAGAGUAAAGUCCGUGGAUCUACAUCCAACAGAGCCAUGGAUUCUUGCAAGUCUUUACUCGGGAACUGUGUGCAUCUGGAACUACCAGUCACAGACAAUGGCAAAGUCUUUCGAGGUCACUGAAUUACCAGUUCGGUCAGCAAAAUUUAUAGCACGGAAACAAUGGGUUGUUGCUGGAGCUGAUGAUAUGUUUAUCCGUGUAUACAAUUACAAUACAAUGGAUAAAGUCAAAGUCUUUGAAGCACACACAGACUACAUCAGGUGUGUGGCAGUCCAUCCUACCCUUCCUUAUGUGUUGUCAUCAUCUGAUGACAUGCUUAUAAAGCUAUGGGAUUGGGAGAAGGGUUGGAUGUGUACUCAGAUUUUCGAGGGGCAUUCUCACUAUGUCAUGCAAGUGACAUUUAAUCCUAAAGACACCAACACUUUUGCAAGUGCUUCCCUUGAUCGCACAAUAAAGAUUUGGAAUCUUGGCUCACCUGACCCAAAUUUUACAUUGGAUGCCCAUGCGAAAGGGGUAAAUUGUGUUGAUUACUUCACUGGUGGUGAUAAGCCAUACCUAAUCACUGGUUCUGAUGAUCAUACUGCUAAGGUGUGGGACUACCAAACCAAAAGUUGUGUGCAAACUCUAGAAGGUCACACACACAAUGUUUCAGCAGUUUGUUUCCAUCCUGAACUUCCAAUAAUAAUUACAGGUUCUGAGGAUGGGACUGUUCGGAUAUGGCAUUCAACAACUUACAGGCUAGAGAACACAUUGAAUUAUGGUCUUGAGCGAGUAUGGGCUGUUGGGUACAUGAAAGGUUCCCGCCGUGUUGUGAUUGGAUAUGAUGAAGGAACCAUUAUGAUAAAACUUGGUAAAGAAGUACCUGUUGCUAGUAUGGACAGUAGUGGGAAGAUCAUAUGGGCUAAGCACAACGAAAUUCAAACUGUGAACAUUAAGAGUGUUGGAUCAGAUUUUGAGGUUACAGAUGGAGAGAGAUUGCCUUUGGCUGUGAAGGAGUUAGGAACCUGUGAUCUUUAUCCUCAAAGUUUAAAGCAUAACCCCAAUGGGAGAUUUGUUGUUGUCUGUGGGGAUGGUGAGUACAUCAUUUAUACAGCUCUGGCAUGGAGGAACAGAUCCUUUGGGUCGGCUUUGGAAUUUGUGUGGUCAUCUGAUGGAGAAUAUGCUGUCAGAGAAAGUACAUCAAGGAUUAAGAUUUUUAGUAAAAAUUUCCAGGAAAAAAAGAGUAUACGACCUACAUUCUCUGCUGAGCGUAUUUUUGGGGGAACUUUACUUGCUAUGUGUUCAAAUGAUUUCAUUUGUUUUUAUGAUUGGGCUGAGUGCAGGUUGAUUCGACGAAUCGAUGUUAAUGUCAAGAAUCUAUAUUGGGCCGAUAGUGGGGAUUUAGUGGCAAUUGCUAGCGAUUCAUCCUUUUACAUCUUGAAGUAUAAUCGGGAUAUUGUAUCAUCUUAUUUAGAUAGUGGAAGACCAGUGGAUGAGCAGGGUGUUGAGGAUGCUUUUGAGCUCCUCCAUGAAACAAAUGAACGAGUCCGGACUGGAAUAUGGGUUGGGGACUGCUUCAUUUACAACAACUCCUCUUGGCGACUAAACUACUGUGUUGGUGGUGAGGUGACUACCAUGUUUCACUUGGACCGGCCCAUGUAUUUGCUGGGAUAUCUUGCAAGUCAAAGUCGGGUCUAUCUUAUAGACAAAGAGUUCAAUGUUAUGGGAUACACCUUACUUCUCAGCUUGAUUGAAUACAAGACUCUUGUGAUGCGUGGGGACCUAGAACGGGCAAAUGAAAUUUUACCCUCAAUUCCAAAGGAGCAAUACAACAGUGUGGCUCGUUUCUUGGAAUCUCGAGGUAUGCUGGAAGAUGCACUGGAAGUAGCUACAGAUCCUAAUUACAGAUUUGAUCUGGCUAUUCAGCUCGGGAAGCUGGAGGUUGCAAAGGCAAUCGCCACAGAACUACAGAGUGAAUCUAAGUGGAAGCAGUUGGGAGAAUUAGCUAUUUCCACUGGGAAGUUAGAAAUGGCGGAGGAAUGCUUAAGGAAUGCAAUGGACCUAAGCGGUUUGUUGCUUCUCUACUCCUCUCUUGGAGAUGCUGAAGGAAUAUCAAAACUUGCAUCUCUUGCUAAAGAUCAAGGAAAGAACAAUGUUGCGUUCCUUUGUUUAUUCAUGCUAGGAAAGUUGGAAGAGUGUCUCCAGCUAUUGGUUGAUAGCAACCGGAUACCAGAAGCUGCUUUAAUGGCCCGUUCCUACCUUCCGAGUAAAGUCUCAGAUAUAGUUGCACUUUGGAGAAGUGACCUCAGUAAGGUUAACCAAAAGGCAGCUGAAUCUUUAGCAGACCCUCAGGAGUACCCUAAUUUGUUUGAAGACUGGCAGGUUGCUCUUGCUGUUGAAUCUAAGGUUGCAGAGAAAAGGGGUACUUAUCCUCCUGCGGAACAUUAUUUAAGAUAUGCUGAGAAAUCAAAUAUCAACCUUGUUGAAGCUUUCAAGAGCAUGCAAAUUGAUGAUGAAGAACCGCCACUUGAAAAUGGAGAUUCUGGUCAUGAGGUGGUAGAAGAAAAUGGAGAAGAGGGUCAAGAAUCUGCUGAAGUGGAUGCUGAUUCUACGGAUGGUGCUGUCCUUGUUAAUGGUAACGAGGCUGACGAAGAGUGGGGUACGAAUAAUGAAGGAACUCCGUCAGCCUAAAAGCAAUUGGUUGGUGCUUGCGCCACAUCACUAGGUUUCAUCUUAUCAAGACAGCCAGUUCCAGCUGUUAUCCACUCUCUUCUGGAGCUUUGCCAUUGUUGAUUAGGUUGACGGAAAGAUGUGAAGGGACAAGUUGCUUCAGGAGGGCGGUGGAUUUUGGGGCGCAUGGAAUUUUUGCCGUAGGCCAUAUAUAUUAUGAACAGAGUUAAAUUGUUUACAUUUUCUGCUUUUUUUUUGUUCCUUUUUCUUUUGGAAGAUUCUUAGAGGCUUUUCCUUUUCCUUCUUUUUUUUUUUGGGUGUUUGUUACUUUGUCUAUUGUACCAUUGUGAAGAGUAGCAAGUAAAGAUUUUCAGGCCUUUCUUUUUUCUGUUUGUUUAAAAUAUUCAAUAUUAUUUUUUCCUC
This is a messenger RNA of Nelumbo nucifera (sacred lotus), 3370 nucleotides long. RefSeq names its product coatomer subunit beta'-2. Gene Ontology annotation, molecular function: protein binding; structural molecule activity. The record is from RefSeq and is a predicted model, not a curated record. NCBI's taxonomy places the organism in Eukaryota, Viridiplantae, Streptophyta, Magnoliopsida, Proteales, Nelumbonaceae. Gene Ontology annotation, biological process: intracellular protein transport; intra-Golgi vesicle-mediated transport; retrograde vesicle-mediated transport, Golgi to endoplasmic reticulum. Gene Ontology annotation, cellular component: COPI vesicle coat.